This is a messenger RNA of Brassica oleracea var. oleracea, 882 nucleotides long. Its product is annotated as glutathione S-transferase U21-like. Gene Ontology annotation, cellular component: cytoplasm. Gene Ontology annotation, molecular function: glutathione transferase activity. The record is from RefSeq and is a predicted model, not a curated record. The transcript is spliced from 2 exons. Bases 39 to 704 code for a protein of 221 amino acids. Gene Ontology annotation, biological process: glutathione metabolic process. Lineage: Eukaryota; Viridiplantae; Streptophyta; Magnoliopsida; Brassicales; Brassicaceae.
ACCGUCUCUUUGAGCUUCACGGAUCACAAGUCACAACAAUGGCGGAUGAAGUAAUUCUUCUCAACUUCUGGCCAAGUAUAUUCGGAAUGAGAACGACGAUUGCUUUGGAAGAGAAAGGAGUCAAGUACGAGUAUAGAGAAGAAGAGGAUGUGAUCAACAACAAAACUCGCUUGCUUCUUGAGAUGAAUCCGGUUCACAAGAAAAUCCCGGUUCUCAUCCACAACGGUAAACCAGUCUGCGAAUCUAUCGUACAAGUUCAGUACAUCGACGAGAUCUGGCCCGAAAAGAACCCAUUCCUCCCUAAAGAUCCAUACCAGAGAGCUCAAGCUUUAUUCUGGGCUGAUUUCAUCGAGAAGAAGGUGUGUGUUUGUGGGAGGAGGGUUUGGACAACGAAAGGUGAGGAGCUAGAAGCAGCUAAUAAGGAGUUUCUUGAACUACUCAAGAUUCUUCAAUCUGAGCUUGGAGAUAAACCUUACUUUGGUGGUGAUAAAUUCGGGUUUGUAGACAUUGUCCUGAUUGGAUUCUUUUGUUGGUUUCCUGCAUACGAGAAGUUUGGUAACUAUAGCAUGGAAUCAGAGUGUUCGAAACUGAUGGCUUGGGGUAAAAGGUGCAUGCAGAGAGACAGUGUAGCUAAUUCUUUGCCUGAUCCAGAGAGAGUUAUUGGAUACGUUUUACAUCUUAAGAAGCUAUUUGGGCUCGAGUAAGAUAGAAAUCUAUUUAAUUGCAUUUUCUGUUCUGCUUAGCUCUCUUGUGUGUGUUGUGUUUUCUUGUUCCUAAUAAAGCAGAGAGUCUCUAAAGUAAGAUGAUUUGUUUCUGUUGAAUUAGAUGUUUGAUCUCAAUUCUUAUAACACUGUAAUGUUUUGUAACCUGCCCCAUGUUCCA